GCGCCUCCGGCGCCGCGGGCUCCGCGGACAUGGCCGCGGCGGUGGCGGUGGCGGCUGCGUCCCGGCGACAGUCGUGCUACCUGUGUGACCUGCCCCGCAUGCCGUGGGCCAUGAUCUGGGACUUCACCGAGCCCGUCUGCCGCGGCUGCGUAAACUACGAGGGCGCCGACCGCGUCGAGUUCGUCAUCGAGACGGCGCGGCAGCUCAAGCGGGCGCACGGCUGCUUCCCGGAGGGCCGCUCCCCGCCCGGCGCCGCGGCGCCCUCAGCCGCCAAGCCGCCGCCGCUCUCGGCCAAGGACCUCCUCCUGCAGCAGCAGCAGCAGCUCGGCCACGCCGGCCCCGAGGCGGCCCCCCGCGCGCCGCAGGCCCUGGAGCGCUACCCGCUGGCCGCUGCGGCCGAGCGCGCCCCGCGCCUGGGCUCCGAUUUCGGCAGCCGCGCAGCCGCCAGCCUGGCCCAGCCGCCGACGCCGCAGCCUCCGCCCGUGAACGGCAUCCUGGUGCCCAACGGUUUCUCCAAGCUGGAGGAGCCCCCUGAGUUGAACCGCCAGAGCCCGAACCCGCGGCGUGGCCAUGCUGUGCCGCCCACCCUGGUGCCGCUCAUGAACGGCUCCGCAGCGCCACUGCCCGCCGCGCUGGGCCUCAGCGGCCGGGCCGCCGCCUCACUGGCCGCUGUGUCCGGGGCCGCGGCCGCGGGCCUGGGCUCCGCGCAACCUGCCGAGCUGGGCGCCCACAAGCGGCCCGCGUCCGUGUCUAGCAGCGCGGCCGCGGAGCACGAGCCCCGCGAGGCGGCAGCCAAGGAGAAGCCGCCGCCGCCGCCCGCUCACCGUGGCCCGGCCGACAGCCUGUCGAGCACGGCGGGCGCCGCCGAGCUGGGCGCCGAGGGCGCGGGCAAAGGCCGCGGACCCGGAGAGCAGGACUGGGUCAACAGGCCCAAGACCGUGCGCGACACGCUGCUGGCGCUGCACCAGCACAGCCACUCUGGGCCCUUCGAGAGCAAGUUCAAGAAGGAACCGGCCCUGACUGCAGGCAGGUUGUUGGGUUUCGAGGCCAACGGGGCCAACGGGUCUAAAGCAGUUGCAAGAACAGCAAGGAAAAGAAAGCCUUCUCCAGAACCAGAAGGUGAAGUUGGGCCCCCUAAGAUCAAUGGAGAGGCCCAGCCAUGGCUGUCCACUUCCACCGAAGGGCUCAAGAUCCCCAUGACCCCUACAUCCUCUUUUGUAUCUCCACCACCACCCACUGCCUCACCUCAUUCCAACCGGACCACACCGCCUGAAGCGGCCCAGAAUGGCCAGUCCCCCAUGGCAGCCCUAAUCUUAGUAGCAGACAAUGCAGGGGGCAGUCAUGCCUCGAAAGAUGCCAACCAGGUCCACUCCACCACCAGGAGGAAUAGCAGCAGUCCACCCUCCCCGUCCUCUAUGAACCAAAGAAGGCUCGGCCCCCGAGAGGUGGGAGGCCAGGGGGCAGGCGGCACAGGAGGACUGGAGCCCGUGCACCCUGCCAGCCUCCCGGACUCCUCUCUGGCAGCCAGCGCCCCCCUGUGCUGCACCCUCUGCCACGAGCGGCUGGAGGACACCCACUUUGUGCAGUGCCCUUCAGUCCCUUCUCACAAGUUCUGCUUCCCUUGUUCCAGACAGAGCAUCAAACAGCAGGGAGCUAGUGGAGAGGUCUAUUGUCCCAGUGGGGAGAAAUGCCCUCUGGUGGGCUCCAAUGUUCCCUGGGCCUUUAUGCAGGGGGAAAUUGCAACCAUCCUUGCUGGAGAUGUGAAAGUGAAAAAGGAGAGAGACUCAUGACUUUCCGGUUUCAGAAAAACCCAGUGGUUAUCCUUAACUAAAACUGCUUGAAUUGUAUAUAUAUCUCCAUAUAUAUAUAUCCAAGACAAGGGAAAUGUAGACUUCAUACACAUGGCUGUAUAAUUUUGAUUUUUUUUUGAAUACAUUGUGUUUCUAUAUUUUUUUGACGACAAAAGGUAUGUACUUAUAAAGGCAUUUUCUUCUUUUGUUAACGUUAUUAGCAUAUCUUUGUGCUUUAUUAUCCUGGUGACAGUUACCGGUCCUCGUAGGCUGUGACUUGGCUGCUUUUUUAGAGCACUUGGCAAAUCAGAAAUGCUUCUAGCUGUAUUUGUAUGCACUUAUUUUAAAACGAAAAAAAAAAAAAAAGCCAAAUACAUUUUCUGACAUUGUAAGAUUGCCUUACUGUCUGUUAUUCCUUAUUGCUGGCCCCUUUCUCAGGCUGGAGGCCGCUUGGUGGAGAAGAAAAGGAAAUAAGUGAAAGGGGCAUUGUUGUCAAGUGGGCAUGCCACUGGGAAGUAUCUCCAAGUUUACCCCAAAACAUGUCCUCUCGGAGGGGCAGGAAGAUAGGUUUUGGAUUUCUGUUUUGUUCUUAAAGUUCAAUUUAAGACAUUGCCUGUCUGAGAGGUGCUGCUGAGAGAUUCUCAGCAUUGUGGGGCUUUUGGGGGGGGAUGUUUUUCUUGAGGCAAAGUUGACCGCUGUUCACUGUCCACGUGAUCAGUUGUAGGAGUACAGUGCCGCAUGCUAGUUGGUUACAUAAGACGCAGCUCCAGUGAUGGAGCAGCGUGGUGGGUGGUGGCGUGUGCAAGAUGGCACUGCCGUCUUUGAGCAGCCUGGCUGGCUCUGCAGCGCCACUUCAUCUGUUCAACACCCGAGAGCUGUGUGUCAUUGCUGUGGUCGUUUCCUCUGCAAGAGUUGCCAGAGAAGUUGCAGUCCAGGAGAACUUAGAGAUUGUGGGAUUGGUUGUGUUUUGUUUUUUUUUUAUCAUUUACCUGUAGUGCUGUUGCUGUCGAUACUGUCACACGUUUUUAGUGAGUGCUGAAUACAGUAUGGUACAAUGACAGUGAAGCCCGGGUCUGCCAGGACCGCCUGUGGGCAUAUCAGUGACGGCCCAACUGUGGGUGGAGGAAACCUGUAAUUUCCUUCUUACAUGUGUCUGAAAUACCAAGUGAAUAAUACUGUUCUGGAAAAAAAAAAAAAAAAGAUAAACUAAUGAAAAUUAAAGAAAUUGAGGGUUUUACAUAACAGGCAGGCCCCACCUCUCAAACAAUUUUUAGAAGUCUUUUGUAAGUUAAUCUUUUUUGAUCACUAUUUUGCAUCAGUAAAAUGAUUUUUUUAAACCAAUAAAUCAUCAGUUAUUAGAAAUAGUUGUCUCACAGCAUACUGGUUUUUCUUUUGUGCUGUUUUGAUUUAAUAUUGACAGGAACACUAUUUUAAAUCCUUAUGUUCAGGUGUUUGUAACUUGGCCUUAUAACUGGGCCGAAUCAUGGCUUCUAGGUCUACUGCAAUUUGUAUUAUUCACAACCUAGCUUCUGUUCUAAUUUGAAAAUAUAGAUUAUUACCAACUUUGGAUUUUUUUUUUAGUUGUGUUUGUCUUUUUUUGAAAUUGCUCAAAAUAUUUUUUAGUGGUCAAGUUACUAACACUUGAAAAUCAGAUACUGCACCAAAUACAGUAUUUUUUCAUGGUGAUUUUGAUGAGUGCACCCAUUGCUAGUGCUGUUUGAAUCCACGUCACAGUCAUUGUUGUGCUACAGUAAGGCUUGCAUGGUUAGUCCUUACACCUUUUUUUUUUUUUGGUGUAUCCAUGACUCAGAUCAGACUGGUCUCUAUUUAUGUGAAUGUACACAUGCAAAAAAGUCAGUUUUACAUGCCCGUAAAGACAUUUGUGAAGAAUUCAGCUACUAUGGUCUGUUGUAUAAAUAUGUUUCUAGGCACUUUAUUAUAAACUGGAAUUUGACCUCAUAGAUGUUACAACCUGAUCAGUCAUUUGACCUAAUUUGUGGUGGCUAUCUGUGUGUUUUGCAACCUUAAUGCAGAUAAGCUCUCCAACAAGACUGAUGAAGAACCAUCCUGCUGUAGUGGAGAAGUCUCUCCAGCUGUGGAAGAGGCAGCCUGGGCUGGUGGUGGAGGGGGGGGAGACUAACCCGCUUAAAAGGGCUGCAGAGCUUCCCACUAUUAUAACACAGGCUCUGCUGGAGCCUGGCUCCUCUCCUCGGAGGCCUUUGAGGAGGCUUGCAGCUGGAGUGCUGAUCUGGGUUUUUUUCCUGGUGUCCCCAAGUUAAAAGUGAACACUGGGACAUGGGUUUGAUCUUUUGUUGUACCUGAUGACAGUGUAGAGAUUCUCCACAGCUGGAGAGAAAUGUCAGAAAGCUACUUACUGUACGUGGGCAGUAUCAGAUUUCAAAUCCUAAUAUUUCAGCUAUGCUUUUAAUACUCAGAAUACUAGGGGAUAGGGUGUUGAAGCUUCCCCCUUCUUUUUUCGUUAACAGUUUAUAGAAUUUAACAGAUGUACUGUCUUUCAUGUGGCCUCACAUUUGAAGUUAUGAGAACAUACACAUGGUUUACAACUUUAUUACUAUAUACCUUUCCUUGGCCACCAAGUAUUUUAAAAGUGUGCCACCUUUUAACCUUUACUUUUUUUUAAGUUGAAGGUGAUACUUUUUCUAUAUAUGAUGCAAUUCAUGUCAACUGAAGUAAGUGUAAUCUCAGAUAUCAUUAUAUUUUAAAAUCACGCUAUGGAAAUAUCACCUGCAUUCUGUCAUUUGUCAGAUUUACAGUAUCUUUUUUUUUUCUUUUAACUUUUAGCAUUAAAUAAAAAAAAAAAUAAAAUCGGGAGCACUGAA
Marmota flaviventris (yellow-bellied marmot) is the source of this 4630-nucleotide messenger RNA. It is a transcript of the gene Irf2bp2, whose product is annotated as interferon regulatory factor 2 binding protein 2. NCBI's taxonomy places the organism in Eukaryota, Metazoa, Chordata, Mammalia, Rodentia, Sciuridae. Gene Ontology annotation, cellular component: nucleus. The record is from RefSeq and is a predicted model, not a curated record. Gene Ontology annotation, biological process: regulation of transcription by RNA polymerase II. Gene Ontology annotation, molecular function: transcription corepressor activity.